CCCUCGUGUCCAAUCAACUGGAACAUUGUGGCUGUCUGAAGACUUCCCAAACUAUCUCCGCUGUCUCCCUCCUGCCAAAGGAAUAAAGGCGCGCAUUCUGAAGCACCAUGACGAACUCUCUUGAGUCCUCGCGGCCCAUCCUCGCCAGUUCCGCCGGCAACCGCGCCUCAACCCGCCUGUCCACUUACAGCGCCACUCCCACGCUGACGCCAUCAAUUGCACCUUCGCACCUCUCCGGAGCAAGCUCAACCGCCGGCGACCCCAAAGCCCAGGAGAUCAAGAGCUGGAAUGCAGGCUUUGAGCGACUUGAGGAUAAGCGGCUAGCACAGCAACGAUAUCAGAUGAGCAGCGAGAAGAACGACGACAUGAGCAAGCUGGCCCUCGGUGCGAAACUAGACCGAGCCCUAGGGAGGCGCAUGACGGGGCAAGAUGCCGUCUUCAGACCGAAAUGUGUCAUAAACGAGAAGAAGGUCCAGGCAUAAACGAAUGAUCAUGCUUCUAUCUACAUCUUUCGAUUCAU
Lindgomyces ingoldianus is the source of this 520-nucleotide messenger RNA. RefSeq lists its product as uncharacterized. The transcript is spliced from 2 exons. The coding region runs from base 108 to 482 and encodes 124 amino acids. Lineage: Eukaryota; Fungi; Ascomycota; Dothideomycetes; Pleosporales; Lindgomycetaceae. The record is from RefSeq and is a predicted model, not a curated record.